Messenger RNA from Oryza brachyantha (malo sina), 2850 nucleotides. RefSeq names its product probable pectinesterase/pectinesterase inhibitor 58. Gene Ontology annotation, biological process: cell wall modification. The record is from RefSeq and is a predicted model, not a curated record. Bases 40 to 2589 code for a protein of 849 amino acids. NCBI's taxonomy places the organism in Eukaryota, Viridiplantae, Streptophyta, Magnoliopsida, Poales, Poaceae. Gene Ontology annotation, molecular function: pectinesterase inhibitor activity; pectinesterase activity. The transcript has 2 exons.
GAUUCCGGCCGUACGUUCGUCCUCCCGCGAGCGUCAGCGAUGCCCAACAAGGCCGCCGUUGGUAGCGUCGUCGCCGCCGUCGGCGUCGUCGCCGUGGUGUGCGCGAUCGCCGCGGUCACCAGCUCCAAGAAAGGAGGCGACCAUGCCGCGCUCUCCGCCAACGUCAGGCUCUCCACCGUGUGCUCCGUGACGCGGUACCCGGGCAGGUGCGAGCAGAGCCUCGGCCCCGUCGUGAACGACACCGCCGACCCGGAGAGCGUCCUCCGCGCCGCGCUGCAGGUGGCGCUCGACGAGGUCGCCAGCGCGUUCAACCGCUCCGAGCAAGUCGCCAAGGACGACGACGGCAAGAUCACGAAGAGCGCCAUCCAGAUGUGCAAGAAGCUCCUCAACGACUCCAGCGAGGAUCUCAGGGGCAUGGCGGGCCUCAACCCCGAGCAGGUCACGGAGCACAUCAACGACCUCCGGACGUGGCUGUCCGGCGUCAUGACGUACAUCUAUACCUGCGCCGACGGCUUCGACAAGCCGGAGCUUAAGGAGGCCAUGGACAAGGUGUUGCAGAACUCCACCGAGCUGAGCAGCAACGCACUCGCCAUCAUCACCCGCCUCGGCGACCUCAUGCCGGAGCACCCCUCUAAGUCGAACGGAUCCGCCGGUGCGCACCGCCGGCUUCUCGGGUUGCAGGGGGGUGAGAUCGCGGUCGAGGGGGAAAGCUUGCGCCGCCUUCUGGCCGUCCACGACAAGGUCCAGGAGCUCGCCGACGUGAAAGACGUCAGCCGCAAGCUCUUGUCGGAGACGCUGGACGAGAUCACCGCGCUGUCCCACGACGCGAGCCGCCGCCUUCUUGGCCUCACGUUCAGCGAAGGCAACGAUGAGUACACCGAUGGCGACAAUGACCUCCCCGGCCGUCGGCUGUUGAGUAUGUCUACGGACGCCAGCUCCGAGACGCCCGGCGGCGAGCAUCGGCAGCUGAAGAUGUCUUACUCUGUCCUUGAUGGCACCACGAACGCCAUAUCUGAGGAGCACGCCGCCGGCGAGCAUCCGCAGCCGAAAAUGUAUUACACUAUCUUGGAUGGGCCAACGAAUGCCAUCCCGGAGGAUCCCACAGCCGCCGGCGAGCAUCGGCAGCUGAGCAUGAUGUUCAACGCUAUCUCCAACAUGACGAGGAACGCCGACAACGUCAAGCGCCGGCUGCUGAGCAUACCGUCGAACGACGGCUCCGAAGCCACAGGGCACGACGGCGGCUCGCGCGCGCUUCUGUCCGCUCAGCUGGAGAACCUCGCCAACAUGUCCGACGACAUGAACCGGUACCUCCUCGCGGUGGAGAUCCCCGACGACCUCGCCGGCAGGCGCACGCUCCUGUCAUCGACGCUCAGGGCGCUCAACGAAGUCACGACGGAGGCGAAGGGCCAGCUCGACUCGAUCGAGAACGGCACGCUGCCCUCCGACGCCAUCCCCGAGCGAACUCUCAGCGAGGAGUUCGAGGAAUACAAGGCCACCCCGCACCACAGGCUGCUCACCACGAACGUCGUCGGCACGAUCGAUGACAUCGAACAAGAGCGCCACCAGCGGCCGAAGGCCGGCGAGUUCCCGGAGUGGGUGCCGGCCCACCAGCGGCGGCUCCUGCAGCUCACCGGCAUGCAGAAGCCCAACACGGUGGUCGCCAAGGACGGGAGCGGCGACUUCAAGACGAUCACCGAGGCCAUCAACGCCGCGCCCAAGAAGUCCGCCACCCGCUUCGUCAUCUACGUGAAGGCCGGCGAGUACAACGAGUACGUCACCGUCACCAGCGACCUGCCCAACAUCUUCAUGUACGGCGACGGGCCGACACGCACCCGCGUCAUCGGCAACAAGAGCAACAAGGACGGCGUCGCCACCAUGGCCUCCCGCACCUUCUCGGCGGAGGGGAGCGGGUUCGUGUGCAAAUCGAUGGGGUUCGUGAACACGGCGGGGCCGGAGGGGCACCAGGCGGUGGCGCUGCACGUGCAGGGGGACAUGUCGGUGUUCUUCAACUGCAAGUUCGAGGGGUACCAGGACACGCUGUACGUGCACGCCAACCGGCAGUUCUUCCGCAACUGCGAGGUGAGCGGCACCAUCGACUUCAUCUUCGGCAACUCGGCGGCGGUGUUCCAGAACUGCCUCAUGACGGUGAGGAAGCCGAUGGACAACCAGAUGAACAUGGUGACGGCGCAGGGGCGCACCGACCCGAACAUGCCCACCGGCAUCGUGCUCCAGGGCUGCCGCAUCGUGCCGGAGCAGGCGCUCUUCCCCGUCCGCCUCCAGAUCGCCAGCUACCUCGGCCGCCCGUGGAAGGAGUACUCGAGGACGGUGAUCAUGGAGAGCGUCAUCGGCGACCUCAUCAAGCCGGAGGGGUGGUCGGAGUGGAUGGGCGACCAGGGCCUCAAGACGCUCUACUACGCCGAGUACGCCAACACCGGCCCCGGCGCCGGCACCAGCAAGAGGGUCGCCUGGCCGGGCUACCGCGUCAUCGGCCAGGCCGAGGCCACGCAGUUCACCGCCGGCGUGUUCAUCGACGGCUUGACGUGGCUCAAGAACACCGCCACGCCCAACGUCAUGGGCUUCAUCAAAUGAUUGCUUUAUGUCGUUUCCACACUUAAUUUAAUUACUUACUCCACUUUCUCUAGUUUGUGAGGUAAUUUUAAGGUCCUUAAAUAGGUUAUUAUGUUAACUCGUUGUGUAUGGUUUUAAUUUAAUUUUGUUUGCCUAGUCAAUGCAUUGAAGCACACUUAGACAAGCGCAUGCAUGGAGGGGAUGUGAAAAUUUGUAUUUAAGGGGAAAUGUAUGUGUGAAGGAUACGAAGAGAAAUAUGUAUGAUGCAUUUUGCCAAAGUAA